AUGUUUUUUUUCGUUAAUACAUAUUUAUUGGUAUCUUAUUUAAUAUAUGCCAUAGCUAUUAUACUUUUAUUUACACAACAUGGCGAUGCAAAUAUUGUGCCUAAAAUACUCUCCAAAAAUGAUUACCCGAGAUAUAUUUAUUCAACAAUAAAUAAGCCAACCUAUCAGCUAAAUGUAAAACAUAUAACAAAUAAAAGUUUAAAUUUGGCAAGUAGAACUCAAAAAAGAAGGUUGGGUAUUUCCUAUUACUAUAUUGGGGAUAACAAUGAAGGACCAGGCACCUUUGUUCGGGCAUUUAAUAAAAAUCAUCAGUUUGUAAAACCGAAGAAUGGAUCAGGUUUUAUCGGUUAUUCCCUGUUUAGAGAAAAGGGGGAGGAUUUAUGGAGAAAACAACUAAAAAAAACGCAUUCUAUAUUUAUAAAAAAAACAAACAAGGAUAUAGUUGAUAAAAAUAUUGAUGAUAUGAUUAACGAAAACGAUGAUGUAAAUGACGAAAUUGACGAGAAUGGUGAUAGCGAGGUAUCUGAAGACAAUUUGAGUCCCCCAUCCCAUGAUAACAAUUUCAAGAUGAAUGAUGGUGGUACGAUAAAACCACAAGAAACCAACUAUGAUUUAAUAAAUGAUUAUAUAUUGCUAAAAAAAAAUAGUAAAACUAUAAAAGAAUUAAUAAAAGAAGGUAUAUGGGUAUGUCCUAAAGAGAAUAUUAAAAUGAUUAGGAAACGAACUGAUAAAAAAAUAAAUUGGAAUUAUAUUUUAAAAAAAAAUAACGAAUUAUUAAAAAAUAACGUUGAUAAGAUUUAUGAUGAUAUAUAUGAUAAACAAAAUGUUGAUGAUAUAUUUUUUGCUUUUGAUACGUAUCCUUUUAGUUAUUUAAAUGUUACCAUGAGUGUAUUUUCUUUGUAUAAAAUUGCUAAAAAUUAUCUGAACGAAAAAAGACAAAAAGUUGAUAAUAUGGAUGGGACAAAAUACAAUUUUUAUAAUUUGCAAACAAAAAAUAGCGAUACAAAUGAUAAUAUAAAUAAUUAUGGAAAACAGUUAACGAACAAUUUCUUAACCAUGGAUAACCAACAUAACGACAUUGAUGAUGAUGGAAGUAUUUUGAAAAUAAAAAAUGAAAGAAAAAGAUUAUAUAGUAUCACAAGAAAUAGAAAUUUUAUGAGAAUUAUUGGAUCUAUCAAUAAACAUUUAAAAAUAAUUUAUAAAAUAUUUUCAACUAAUAAUAAAUUAUCAACUUAUGAAAAAAACAAAAACAUAUAUGCAUAUAUACCAUAUAUAAAUAUUAAGGAUAUAAUUAUAAUUCUAAAAUCAUUUUCUAUAUUAAAAUAUGAUCAUGCAAAUAUAUAUAAAUAUAUUUAUUUUUAUAUUAUUUUUUUUAUUGAUAAGUUUGAUAUCUACAAUUUAUGUGAGGCUGUGCAUAUGUGUAUUAUCAAAAAUGUCUACAUUAAGCCACUUUUCCAAAACUUUUCAAAAUAUUUACUGCAAUACUUUGAAAAGGAUAGUCAACCCGAAAUGCAAGCCAAUCAGCUAGUUACACAAGCAUAUCCUCAUCAAGAAAGAGAAGCUGUUAUAUCAUCACAUAUACAAACGGAUAAUAGUAAUAUAGAUAAUACGACAGAUGAUUCCAAUAAUAACGAAGAGAAACAAAUAGUAAAAGAUAGUACAUCGUCGAAUGAAGUAGAAAUGGUGAAUGCUUUAACGCGAAAUGAAGAAGAUGAGGUUCAAUCAUUAUAUGAUGAAAUUAACGUAGAAGAUGUUUAUAAAAAUAUGCUUGACAUUUUAAAAAAGAACGGGAAAAAAAAAGAGGAUAAAAAAUUAAAUAAAGAUGAUAAAAAUUGCUCCGAUAUGUUCGAGGUUUUUAAUGGAAAAAAUUUUACUUAUUCUAUUUAUCAUUCUGGGAAUUAUUCAAAUUUAAAUAGCCCUACUAAUGAUGCAUCAAAAGAUGAAAAAACAAAAAAAUUUGAAGACCUAAAAAUGUUCAGUCCUCAAGAUAAAAGAAGUGAUAAAAUGAAUAUUUUACAAAAUGGAAAAUUUGAUGAAAGUGUUUCAAACCCAGAAGAAGACGGAACAUCAGUAAUUCAGAACGCUACUAAUGAUAAUAGCAAUUAUUGCAGCGCUCGCUCUAUAAACUUUUAUGUCUAUUGCUUAUAUACAUUGUCCAAGUUCCCCUAUACAAAUAUCAAACUUUUAAAAAUCAUUACUUCUAAAUUGCCAAAAAUUGUUGAACAAUUAACUAUAGAAGAGUUAAUUAUAUCGUUUUAUAGCUUAGCAAAUUUAGAAUUCAAUUGUUUUAAAUUACUGAAUCAUUUGUAUGUAUUAAUAUUUAAAAAAUUACCAUCUUUAGAUUAUAGAAAUACGGGGCUUAUACUAAAAUUAAUAAAAGCAUUAUAUACGGUUAACAAUUUAGUUAAUGUAAAAGAAGACGUAAAUAUAAAUUUUAAUCAAACACCUGAAGAAAUUUCGCAAAUGAAAAAAGAUGUAAUCACGAGUAAAAACAAUACCAGUAUCAAUAUUCCCUCAGUGAAAUUUCUCAUGAUUUAUUUCGUAUCAAAACUUAUUCUUAAAAAUAUAAAUAAUUUUUCACCAAUCGAAUUAGUAGAUGUUGUUCGAUAUUUAUCAUCAAUGGACUAUAUUGACAAAGAACUUUUUAAUUUUGUUUAUAAUUUAUCUUUUUUUAAAAAUUUAAACACCGAGACAUUAAAUUAUUACAAAAAUAACAUAUAUUUCAACCAAUCAUAUUAUGCUUAUACAAAAGAUAACAGCAUAAAUACACCUAUCGAAAUUAUGAUUUGCAAGUUGUAUCAAUCUUAUCUUGCAUAUCGCGGAUUAUAUGCUGCCGAUACUAAUAAUAAUGAUAAUAAUACUACUCAAAAUAUAACACUUAGAAAUGACAAAGAUAUUAAAGACAUUCUCGAAAAAAAUGAUCAAAUAAAUACGUUUGUGUUUAAUAAAAAUGUUUUAGAAUUAUUUAAAAAUACGUAUUUAAAUAAUAUGAAAAUAUCAUCAUACAGUACAUCUUCGUUACAUUAUGAAAUAGCCGAUAUUAUAAAAAAAGAUUUUAAAAUACCAUGUCAUGUUGAAUAUCAAACUGAAAAUGGAUUAUUCAUAGAUAUUGCUAUACUAUAUGAAGACCUUAAAAAAGUGAAAAAUAAUAUUCCUUUUUUUAAAAACAUUGCUAUUGAAAUAAAUGGCCCUUUCCACUACAAAACAAAAUCAUUAACUACGGAUUAUCCAUUACUUAAUACGAAAACCAUUUUAAAAAGAAAAUUACUAAAUAAUGAAGGAUGGCAUGUUAUUUCUUUUCCCUUUUGGGAAGUUAAACCAUGGUUUACCAAAACACGAAAGGAAAAUUACAUUUUAAAGAUGCUUCCUGAGGGAUUGAAAUCAUUCUUUAAUGAAAUUAAAAGUUCAUAA
Molecule: messenger RNA, 3411 nt
Organism: Plasmodium vinckei vinckei
Lineage: Eukaryota; Apicomplexa; Aconoidasida; Haemosporida; Plasmodiidae
Product: RAP protein, putative
Exons: 3
Coding region: 1-3411 (1136 amino acids)
Source: RefSeq, a predicted model, not a curated record